CUCUUUCUUCUUCUUUUCUUCCCCUCUCCCGACUCGUCUUCACCGUCUGUUGUUUCGUCUGCACGCCUACUUUUGGCCAAUUCAUCACCAUGUCGAACAACGACACCCAGAAGCCCUUGCCCUUCGGCUACCAAUUCAUUGCCGGUGCCGUCGCCGGUGUGUCCGAGAUUCUGGUUAUGUACCCCUUGGACGUGGUCAAGACUCGAGUUCAACUCCAGAAGGGUACCGCAGUCGCCGGUGAGGAAUACUACAAUGGCAUGUUCGACUGUCUGCGCAAGAUCGUCAAGAACGAGGGCUUCUCCCGCCUGUACCGCGGUAUCUCCGCUCCCAUCCUGAUGGAAGCGCCCAAGCGCGCGACCAAAUUUGCCGCCAACGACAGCUGGGGCGCCUUCUACCGCAACCUGUUCGGCGCCGAGAAGCAAACACAGUCACUGGCGAUCCUGACGGGAGCGACGGCCGGAGCGACCGAGUCGUUCGUCGUCGUGCCCUUCGAGCUGGUCAAGAUCCGUCUGCAGGACCGCGCCUCGGCCGGUAAAUACAACGGCAUGCUGGACGUCGUGAAGAAGAUCGUCGCCGCGGAGGGACCCCUCGCUAUGUACAACGGUCUGGAAUCCACCCUGUGGCGCCACAUUCUCUGGAACUCGGGUUACUUCGGUUGUAUCUUCCAGGUGCGCGCGCAGCUCCCUGCCGCCGAGCCGGGCAACAAGAGCCAGCAGACACGUAAUGACUUGAUCGCGGGUACAAUCGGUGGUACGGCCGGUACGAUUCUCAACACGCCCAUGGACGUCGUCAAGUCCCGUAUUCAAAACACCUCGAAGGUUCCCGGCCAAGUGCCCAAGUACAACUGGGCUUGGCCUGCCGUUGGAACUGUCAUGAAGGAGGAAGGAUUCGCUGCUUUGUAUAAGGGAUUCUUGCCCAAGGUGCUGAGAUUGGGUCCUGGUGGUGGUAUCCUUCUUGUUGUGUUUACAGGAGUCAUGGACUUCUUUAGGAAUAUGAGGGGCGAGUAAGAUCCUCUUUCCCUUUUUUUUUUUUUU
Aspergillus eucalypticola CBS 122712 is the source of this 1034-nucleotide messenger RNA. Its product is annotated as putative mitochondrial 2-oxodicarboxylate carrier protein. Bases 90 to 1007 code for a protein of 305 amino acids. Gene Ontology annotation, biological process: transmembrane transport. The transcript has 5 exons. The record is from RefSeq and is a predicted model, not a curated record. Lineage: Eukaryota; Fungi; Ascomycota; Eurotiomycetes; Eurotiales; Aspergillaceae.